GGGCGUGUCAGGGCGGGGCGUGCCGGGGACUGGGCCUGGCCUGGGGCGUCCCGGCGAAGCCUGGGCCUGUCAGGCGGUUCCACCCGGGUCUCGGCCACCGUCGAGUUCCAUUGAGUUCCGUCUCGGCCCUGCUCACAGCGGCGCCCUCGGAGCGCCCAGCACCUGCGGCCGGCCAGGCAGCGCGAUACUGCGGCGUCUGGCCAUCCCGGAUGCUAUGGCCGCCGUCGCCGUCUUGCGGGCCUUCGGGGCAAGGGGGCCCAUGUGUCUCCGGCGCGGCCCCUGGGCCCAGCUCCCCGCCCGCUUCUGCAGCCGGGACCCGACCGGGGCGGAGCGGCGGGAGUCGGAGCCGCGGCCCACCAGCGCGCGGCAGCUGGACGGCAUAAGGAACAUCGUCUUGAGCAAUCCCAGGAAGAGGAAUGCAUUGUCACUUGCAAUGCUGAAGUCUCUCCAAAGUGACAUUCUUCAUGACGCUGACAGCAACGAUCUGAAAGUCAUUAUCAUCUCGGCUGAGGGGCCUGUGUUUUCUUCUGGGCAUGAUUUAAAGGAGCUGACAGAGGAGCAAGGCUGUGAUUACCAUGCCGAAGUAUUUCAGACCUGUUCCAAGGUCAUGAUGCUCAUCCGGAACCACCCCGUCCCCGUCAUUGCCAUGGUCAAUGGCCUGGCCACGGCUGCUGGCUGUCAACUGGUUGCCAGCUGCGACAUUGCUGUGGCGAGCGACAAGUCCUCUUUUGCCACUCCCGGGGUGAACAUCGGGCUCUUCUGUUCUACCCCUGGGGUUGCCUUGGCAAGAGCAGUGCCUAGAAAGGUGGCCUUGGAGAUGCUCUUUACUGGCGAGCCCAUUUCUGCCCAGGAGGCCCUGCUCCACGGGCUGCUUAGCAAGGUGGUGCCAGAGGCGGAGCUGCAGGAGGAGACCAUGCGGAUCGCGAGGAAGAUCGCGUCGCUGAGCCGCCCGGUGGUGUCCCUGGGCAAAGCCACCUUCUACAAGCAGCUGCCCCAGGACCUGGGGACGGCUUACCACCUCACCUCCCAGGCCAUGGUGGACAACCUGGCCCUGCGGGAUGGGCAGGAGGGCAUCACGGCCUUCCUCCAGAAGAGAAAACCUGUCUGGUCACACGAGCCAUCGUGAGUAGAGGCAGAGGAGUGAGGUCCACGGGCAGCGCCCAGGAGCCCACCCUCCCCUCUGGCCCCAGCUCCACCACUGCCUCUCAGCUUCAACAGGCGACAGACAAGCUGCUUUUGUGACUUGAUAUUGGUGUCACAGCAUUUGGCCUACAUUAAAAGCCACUAUUUCAUGGGGAAAGGACAAAAUGGAGAGUGACUGAGGUGCUGACCUCAGUGCAAGGCUAGUGAGCCCUGCAGGGGGCCAGCUGUGGCGGGAAGCCUGGCAUUUGGGGUGCUCCUUACAACAUCUUAAGCAAGCGACCCCCCGACAUAGCAGAAGGUGGCAACCCGUGGAGGCAGAAAGAAGGACGCCAGCCUGACCCUCAUCCGAAACGUCCUCCUAAGCAGAGUUCAUCCUGGCUGCUCAGGAGAGGCGACACGUUUCAAAUCUCAACGAGAUACUCUCCACACAGAAAAUCUUCUUGAUUCUGUGGAGACGUAAUCAUGCCUAUGGCUUUGAAUAAUCUUAUGUGGUUUAAAUAAAUUAAAUCUUUAUAGAGA
This is a messenger RNA of Symphalangus syndactylus (siamang), 1662 nucleotides long. It is a transcript of the gene ECHDC3, whose product is annotated as enoyl-CoA hydratase domain containing 3. Gene Ontology annotation, cellular component: mitochondrion. Gene Ontology annotation, molecular function: hydro-lyase activity. Lineage: Eukaryota; Metazoa; Chordata; Mammalia; Primates; Hylobatidae. The record is from RefSeq and is a predicted model, not a curated record.